AUGUCUGCCGAAGGAAUCGAUAUAACGAAGCUCCCCAUGAGGGCGGACGAAGGCGAUUCCUCCUCCAUCGACGAGGACGAGAUCCAGCUGCAAAAGCUCGGCUACAAGCAGCAACUACAUCGUAGCUGGCAUUUCGUUGAAAGCUUCGCCGCUAGUUUUGUGGCUUUGAAUUUCAUCGGUGGUGUUCGCGCCGGUAUUUUCUUGGGUCUCGAAGCUGGUGGUCCCGCCGCGGUUUGGUCGUCAUAUAUCAUCUCGAUGAUAUUUAUGUUCAUCACGGCCGCUGUUCUCGCGGAGAUUUGUUCUGCUCUACCUCUGAGUGGCUCCAUCUACGUCUGGUCCGCAGAGAGUGCUGGUCCAAAAUAUGCAAGAUUCUUUGGAUUCAUCGUCGCGUGGUGGUCUUGCACAGCUUGGAUGACAUUCGCUGCUGGGAAUUGUUUAACUGCCGCUAACUACAUCGUGUCGGAGCUGAUGGUUUACAACAUCAACUACCCCGGUGGGGCGGGUAAUGACAGCGUCCAAUGGCGUGCCCUUGUGUGGGCCGUCGCUGAAGCUUGUUUGAUCGUGUCUAUCGCCAUCAACUAUCUUCCCCCGCGGAUGUAUUCUGGUGUCUUCAAAUUUUCCAUCGCAUUGUACAUGCUGGAUUUUUUCCUCUGCUUAAUCUGGCUCCCCAUCGGCGUUUCCAAGACGUAUGGUUUCCGUUCGGCCAAGGAAGUGUUCACGAUGACCUAUAAUGGUACAGGUGCACCUCCAGCGUGGAAUUGGAUUCUCUGCUUCCUGUACACAUCCGGAACAAUGAUCGGUUUUGAUGCCUCAGGUCAUAUUGCGGAGGAGACCAAGAAUGCCAGCGUCGUGGCUGGGCGCGGGAUUUUGUCUAGUGCCAUCGCCACUGGUGUACUUGGAUUUAUCACCAACAUCUUGUUUUUGUUCUGUACUCCCGACUUGGAUACCUUAUUUGCCCUUGAUGCACCUCAGCCCUUCGUGCAACUAUAUGCUCUUGCGCUGGGCAAAGGUGGCAGCAUCUUCAUGACCACCAUCGCUGCAAUUGGUCUUAUUCUGAAUACCAGUGUCGCAGUUGUAGCUGCGUCCCGCCUCAUCUUUGCAGUCGCUCGUGACGGCGUAUUGCCUCUAUCUGGCUGGAUCGGACAAGUCGAUGCGCUACGCCAGCCGCGCAAUGCAGUGACAGUAAUGUUCGUGUUCGGCGGCGUUCUCCUUUGCUCUAUUCUACCGAGUCAAGUUGCCUUCACGUCGCUUACGUCUGCGGGUGGUAUCCCGACGACUGCUGCCUAUGGACUAAUCGCGUUGCUGAGGUUGACGAUGACGCCGAACGACUUCAAGUCGUCUCACUUCUUUUUGGGACGAUGGAGGAAACCAUUCUAUGUCGCAACUAUUCUGUUCAAUGGACUGGUGUUUGCGACUCAAAUUUCGCCCUUCUACUUCCCUGUGACCCCACAGACGUUCAACUUUGCUUGUGUAAUAUUUGGAUCCGUCACGGUGUUCGGUAUUCUCAGCUGGUACCUGAUUCCUGAAGAGAAAUGGCUUCGCCGCGAUCAGAUCCUUCAAGCCAUGCAGGCGACUGACGAACCCUAUGAAGCUGGAAGUUCGGGUGUCGCUGGCGGAGGUAGGGGCGUUGGAGAGAAUGCCAGACAUCGUCGUGACUCGAUCAGCAAAACUACCGCAAAAGAUAUGGAACUAGAGUAG
This is a messenger RNA of Fibroporia radiculosa, 1698 nucleotides long. RefSeq lists its product as uncharacterized. The record is from RefSeq and is a predicted model, not a curated record. Gene Ontology annotation, cellular component: membrane. NCBI's taxonomy places the organism in Eukaryota, Fungi, Basidiomycota, Agaricomycetes, Polyporales, Fibroporiaceae. Gene Ontology annotation, molecular function: transmembrane transporter activity. Gene Ontology annotation, biological process: transmembrane transport. Bases 1 to 1698 code for a protein of 565 amino acids. The transcript is spliced from 11 exons.